AUGGGGGAACUGCAAUGUUGUGUUUCCUUCCGUGGCACUAGCAUCACUGUUACUUGCUACAUCACCAAGUCUAACCUCAAUAUCCUUGGUGUCGACUGGAUUGAACAAUUUGGUUCGGCUGAUUUGCCGCUCUGCCUUGUUUGCAGUCAAGUGCAGCUUCCUGCUGUACCUGCAGACCCCACCAACGAUAUUCUCCAGGCUGCCAAAAUGCCCGCUUUUCAACCGCCAGAUCCAUGA
This is a messenger RNA of Dibothriocephalus latus, 237 nucleotides long. The record is from the annotation of a GenBank genome assembly. Lineage: Eukaryota; Metazoa; Platyhelminthes; Cestoda; Diphyllobothriidea; Diphyllobothriidae.